This is a messenger RNA of Brettanomyces nanus, 1347 nucleotides long. RefSeq lists its product as uncharacterized. The record is from RefSeq and is a predicted model, not a curated record. Gene Ontology annotation, molecular function: protein binding. The coding region runs from base 1 to 1347 and encodes 448 amino acids. Gene Ontology annotation, cellular component: preribosome, large subunit precursor. Gene Ontology annotation, biological process: ribosome biogenesis. The transcript has a single exon. NCBI's taxonomy places the organism in Eukaryota, Fungi, Ascomycota, Pichiomycetes, Pichiales, Pichiaceae.
AUGUCCGAUCAAGUAAAAAUCAAACUUGUCACCCGUGAUGAAGAUAACUCUCUUCAUGUGGCUCCUAAUCCCCUCUAUGUUCCCGUUUCCUUGAAGAGAUAUGGUCUCUCAGAGAUUGUUAACCAUCUCUUGGAGACGGACACUCCUGUUCCAUUUGAGUUCAUUAUAGACGGUACCAUGUUAAAGGGAAGCAUUCAGGAUUAUUUGGUGACUAAGGGUCUUUCAGCUGAAACAUUUCUUACUUUGGAAUACACUAGAGCCGUGCUGCCCCCUAAAUUUCUUGCUAGCUUUAGUAAUGAGGAUUGGGUGUCUGCCAUUGAUUCUAUUGGUACAAUGACCAGUUCUAGUUCCGAUCAGAGCACGGUGACUCCUCCGAAGAUUCUUACAGGCUCGUAUGAUGGUAUAGUGCGUAUCUAUAACAUGCAGGGAAAGGUGGAAACGCAACUUGUUGGUCAUCAACAGCCCAUUAAGGCUGUCAAGUUCUUAAGUCCCACCAGAUUCAUUACUUCUGGUAUCGACCGAACGAUCCGUCUUUGGAAAGCAGGUACCGUUUCCGAUGAAAAUCUCGAUAUGGAUACACAAAAUGGACACACUAUUGCUCUUUUGGACUAUCACAAGUCCACUGUGUCGUCCUUGGCCGUGGAUCUCGGUUCAAGCAGAAUUCUAUCUGGUUCGUAUGAUAAUACUGUGGCUCUAUGGUCUACUAAACCUAAAGAAAUGUCUACAUCUGAUCCUCUAGAGGCUGUUGACUCUCAAGUUCUAUCGUCUGCUUCAAGAAAAAGACUCAAAUUGGCUGUCAGAGACUCUACUCUUAAGAGAAAGAGUCCUCUUGCUGUGUUGGAAUCACAUCGUCAACCUGUUGAAGGCGUUAUUUUUGAUCCUAAGGACUCCACAGUCGGAUAUUCAGUGUCACAGGAUCAUACCAUUAAAACUUGGGAUCUUGUCACGGCAAGAUGCGUCGAUUCGAAACAGACUAACUAUGCUCUUCUCUCCGUGACGGCUUUGAAUAAGCUCAAUCUAUUGGCUACUGGUUCUUCGGCCAGGCAUAUUAAUUUGCAUGACCCAAGAUCGUCAAAGAUCACCAACACACAGCUCAUAGGACACAAAAAUUUUGUCUGCUCAUUGGCAACUCCUUCUGACAACGAGUACAUGUUGCUCUCAGGAUCGCACGAUGGUACCGCAAAAGUGUGGGAUAUCAGAGCCAAUAAGGCCAUCUAUACAAUUACCAGACAAUCCGGCUUGUCACAAAGCAAAGUGUUUGCCGUUGAUUGGGAGAAAGAGAUCGGUAUACUCAGUGGAGGUAGUGAUAAGAAGCUACAGAUCAACUCUGAGGCAGAACUCCGAUAA